Molecule: messenger RNA, 1884 nt
Organism: Knipowitschia caucasica
Lineage: Eukaryota; Metazoa; Chordata; Actinopteri; Gobiiformes; Gobiidae
Source: the annotation of a GenBank genome assembly
AUGAAUCACCUGGACCCAAUCCAGAGACCGAAAGGCCAGGCUAACAAAGUGCAAAACGGAGCUGUGACCCAAAAGGAUACCCUGAAUGACGAUGACUUUGAGCCUUACCUGAACACUCAGGCCCGACAGAGCAAUGCCUAUACGGCCAUGUCAGACUCGUACAUGCCCAGCUACUACAGCCCCUCCAUAGGAUUCUCCUACUCCCUGAACGAAGCAGCAUGGUCCACGGGCGGAGACCCUCCCAUGCCUUACCUGGCCUCUUAUGGACAGCUGAGCAAUGGGGAGCCCCACUACCUCCCAGACGGCAUGUUUGGUCAGCCGGGGCCCCUGGGGAGCAACCCUUUCCUGGGACAGCAUGGCUUCAACUUCUUCCCCAGCGGGAUCGACUUUUCUGCAUGGGGCAGCAGCAGCUCUCAGGGACAGUCUGGAACCCCCCAAAGUUCUGCUUACAGCAGCAACUAUGCCUACGCCCCGAGCUCCUUAGGAGGUGCUAUGAUGGACGGACAAUCCCCGUUUGCUCCUUCCAACGAGCCCCUGAACAAGGCUCCAGGAAUGAACAGCAUGAACAGCCUGGACCAGAGCAUGGCUGGACUCAAGAUCAACAGCACUGCUCCAGGGGGAAGCGUGGACAUUGCUCCUAAAGUGGUGGGCUCUGCUUUACCUGGUGGGGGCCCCUUGGGACCUGUGUCCUCUGUGGGCCCCCCCAGCAUGCCCCCAGUGUCUAUUGCUCCUGCCAAGCCUGCCUCUUGGGCAGACAUUGCCAGCAAGCCAGCCAAGCCUCAGCCCAAGCUGAAAAGUAAGGGAGGCAUGGCUGGAGCCAACCUGCCGCCUCCACCCAUCAAACACAACAUGGACAUCGGCACGUGGGACAACAAGGGCCCUGUGCCCAAGGCCAGCACGCCCCAGCAGGUGCCUCCUGUCCCCACUAACGGCCAGCCCCCUCAGCAGGCCUCCCCCCAGCCCGCGGUCUCUGCCACAGGGGUGCCCCAACUGCCUCUGAGUAACGGGCAGCUGAUGUCCCCUGUGUCCCAGAUGGGCCUGCAGACUGCUCCUCUGGUUCCUCUGUCCCAGGGCCCUCCCAUCCCCAGUCAGCAGCCCCCACCUCCUCAGGCCAGCCGUUGGGUGCCCCCUCGCAGCCGCACCAAUGGCUUUGGGGAUGGUGGUGUGGGCGGGCCAGGCCAGUCUCCCCCCUCUGCCGGGGUUCCGGUGGUCCCAGGAGUGCCCUCGGAACCUCACCCUGUCCUGGAGAAGCUGCGUAUGGUCAACAACUACAACCCCAAGGACUUUGAUUGGAACCCCAAACAGGGCCGAGUGUUCAUCAUUAAGAGCUACUCUGAGGACGACAUCCACCGCUCCAUCAAGUACAACAUCUGGUGCAGCACGGAGCACGGCAACAAGCGCCUGGACUCGGCCUACCGCUCCCUGGGGGCCAAGGGCCCGCUCUACCUGCUUUUCAGCGUCAAUGGCAGUGGGCACUUCUGUGGCGUGGCGGAGAUGCGCUCUCCUGUGGACUACAACACGUCUGCAGGCGUGUGGUCCCAGGACAAGUGGAAGGGGCGCUUCGAUGUGCGCUGGAUCUUUGUCAAGGACGUUCCCAACAGUCAGCUCAGGCACAUCCGGCUGGAGAACAAUGAGAACAAACCAGUGACAAACUCCCGGGACACGCAGGAGGUGCCUCUGGACAAGGCCCGGCAGGUGCUCAAGAUCAUCGCUGCCUACAAACACACCACGUCCAUCUUCGACGACUUCUCCCACUACGAGAAACGCCAGGAGGAGGAGGAGUGUGUCAAAAAGGUGGACGUCCCGGGCAGCGAGCCAUAUCCCAGCAACCCCAGCAGCCGGAGUCAUUACAGGAUCCAGGAGCGCCAGGGACGAGUCAAGUAA